ACACAUUUGUGAGCCUGCUGCUAUUCCUAGUUUUCAAUCCUUUCAAUUUGUUAUUUGUGGAGCUUGUUGGAUUUUGUCCAAAUCUCGCCAUGUGGUGUGCUGGUCCCUGGCCUUCCGGGAGGUUCUCGCAUGCAAGUCAUUAUCAGCUACUGCCCCCGGCUGGCCCUCAGCAUCCUGACCGAGGCUUGGCAGGGCACCUUUCAUCUUCCCGCCUCUACAGGGACAGAGAAUAGAAACCGGCCACUGGAGCACUCUUGUUUCUUCUUCUAUUUUUGUAAUUUCCGGUCCUGACUUCCUCAAACAUCUGAGGAACCCACCUCUUCACUCUGAGGUAAAUGCUUUUUUUGGCGAGAGAGCAUCUCGAAUCACAGUCCCCGACCUCGCCCUCAUGCUGCUGACGCUCUUGCUGUUGCUCUGUGCUCAGCGCUGUGAACCGGCAGAGCUGUUUUUGACAGUCAGCCCUUCUCAGCCCGUAGAGGGGAACUCAAUGAACCUGACCUGCAGGACCCGGCCCCCUCUGCAGAUAGGCAUCCGGCUCCAGUUCUGCUUCUUCAAAGAUGUGUCCGUCCUGGGGCCGAGCUGGACCGACUCCCCGGAGCUCCGGGUCCCUGCCCUGACGAGGGCUCAUUCAGGCUCCUACUGGUGUGCAGCUCGGACUACUGAGGCAGCACCGAAGACCCUCCGGAGCAGGAGAGUCCAGAUCCUUGUGCGGAGAGUCCCCGUCCACACCGUGAGCCUGGAGACGCGGCCUCCGGGGGGCCGAGUGAUGGAGGGAGAGACGCUGGUGCUGGUCUGCGUGGCCGCUGGGGGCACAGGGGACAUCACCUUCCGCUGGUACAGAGGGCCCCUGGGCUCCAAACUGGGAGAGAGGACCCAGCCCUCCCUGGCCGCCGAGUUUGAGGUCCCAGCGGUGAGAGAAGGCGAGGAGACCUACUACUGUGCGGCAGACAAUGGCCACGGCCCCAGCCUCAGCGGGCUGGUGAGCAUCGCCGUCGGAAUUCCAGUGUCGCAGCCUGUCCUCACCGUCCAGGCCCCGGGGGCCGAGAAGGCGGCGGGGGAGGCGGUGGAGCUGCACUGCGAGGCCGCCAGGGGCUCUCCCCCGAUCCUGUACCUGUUCUACCACGAGGACGUCCGCCUGGGGAGCCGCUCGGCCCCCUUCGGAGGGGGAGCAUCCUUCAACCUCUCCCUGACCGCAGACCACUCCGGGAACUACUCCUGCGAGGCCGACAACGGCCGGGGGCCCCGGCGCAGCGAGGUGGUGCCACUCCACGUCACAGCUCAAGACGUCUGCUCUUCAUAUCGAAGUCCUUCUCCUCGGCAGCUCACCCACAGGUCUCUCUCCUCAGUGCCCGCGGAGGACGGAGAGAGUCUUCCUCCAGCCAUCCUUGAGGGGCUGCUCGGCAGCCUUGGUCUCACCGCCGUGGCCCUGAUAGUUUGCUGUUGGCUCAAGAGAAGAGCAGGUGAGUAUUUGUGGAGAUUGGAAGACGCUCAGCCAGGGAUCCACCCAGUGAAUGUUGUCAGCGGAGGUGAGGUUUACUCCCUGGUGUACCAUACGCAACAGGAGCGGCAAUCGGCAGCAGCACCAUCCCUGAGGACACGGGUGCAGGGCACGGACCCCUCGGCCAUCUACUCCAGAGUGAAUACUGCAAGCACUUCAGAUGACGACUAUGAAGAUGCCAUGUAA
Messenger RNA from Pipistrellus kuhlii (Kuhl's pipistrelle), 1684 nucleotides. Its product is annotated as Fc receptor-like protein 1. The transcript is spliced from 10 exons. The record is from RefSeq and is a predicted model, not a curated record. Gene Ontology annotation, biological process: cell surface receptor signaling pathway. Gene Ontology annotation, molecular function: transmembrane signaling receptor activity. Bases 389 to 1684 code for a protein of 431 amino acids. Lineage: Eukaryota; Metazoa; Chordata; Mammalia; Chiroptera; Vespertilionidae.